CACUUUGUAAAGCCAGCGAUAUAAUUUGUAAACUUGUUACACGUUAGGCGAAAUUUCGCUACUUUUUCUCAGCCACAUUCUCCAAAAUUAAAACGAUGUAAAAGUAACAUCUGCUAACAGAAACUGGAUGAAACCGUGGAGAAAACCACACAAUAAAAAAUUAUCGCAUGAGUUACUGAACAGCUGUUUCUUCAACGCGCUCAGUAAAAACAAAUUGGCAUGAAUAGGAAUACACUAUACAAUCAAAAAUAACAAUUACAACUGAAACUUAAAACUCUGGGAUACAGCAUAGGAAGGGGAGAGGAAAAGCAAUGACGUCUUCAACUUAUCCCCCACUUAGGUAACUCAUAAUAUUGGGGGCAAGUGUUUGUAAUCCUAAUAGACUCUGACCCUAACCUAUGGCUCGCGUAUUUUGAGUAAUCGUACUUAUGGCUUCGGGUUUCGGAACAACUUCUAAAACAUGCCAGAGGCUAUCAUGGCUAGCGAAGAGGUAUUACUCAGAACAAGCUCUGCCGAAAAUAACAACGCACUAUACCAUCGUACCAAGAGAUAGUGACCCACGCUGGAAAGAUGUCAAUAUGGAACGCUAUGUUGAUGAGACAGACAUCCUCAUUGUUGGAGGUGGUCCAGCCGGAAUGUCUGCGGCAAUCCGCCUAAAACAGCUGGCAGAAAAAAGUGGAAAGGAGCUACGAGUAACUCUUGUAGAGAAAGCUGCAGAGAUAGGAGGGCAUAUUCUAUCUGGAGCAUGCAUUGAACCUGUUGCCCUUGAUGAGCUUAUACCUGACUGGAAGGAAAAGGGAGCACCUCUUAAUACACCUGUUAAGGAAGACAAAUUUGCAUACCUUACAGAGAAAGGGAGGAUACCAGUCCCCAUCUUCAGCUGGAUGCCAAUGUACAAUCAUGGCAACUAUGUUGUCAGGCUGGGUCAUGUUGUUCGUUGGCUUGGGGAGCAGGCUGAGCAACUUGGUGUUGAAAUGUAUCCUGGGUAUGCAGCUUCAGAACUGCUGUUCCAUGAAGAUGGUAGCCUUAAGGGUGUUGCUACAAAUGAUGUAGGAAUAGCAAAAGAUGGUUCACCUAAGGAAACUUUUGAGCGUGGUAUGGAACUGCAUGCAAAGUGCACACUCUUUGCAGAAGGUUGCCAUGGGCAUUUAUCAAAGCAACUUUUUAAUAAAUACAAGCUACGUGAAAAUUGUGAAGCACAGACGUACGGCAUUGGAUUGAAGGAAGUAUGGGAAAUUGUACCAGAGAAACAUAAACCAGGCACUGUUGAACAUACUAUUGGAUGGCCAUUGGAUCGGCAUACGUAUGGUGGCUCAUUCCUGUAUCACCUUAAUGAACCAUCUCCUUUGGUCGCAGUUGGUUUUGUUAUUGGCUUAGACUAUACAAAUCCAUACAUAAGUCCCUUUAGGGAAUUUCAGAGGUUUAAACAACAUCCAUCUGUCAGACCCACAUUUGAAGGAGGAAAAAGGAUAGCCUACGGUGCAAGAGCUUUGAAUGAAGGUGGAUUUCAAGCAAUACCAAAGCUAACAUUUCCUGGUGGAUGCCUUAUUGGUUGCGCUGCAGGCUUCUUAAAUGUUCCUAAAAUAAAGGGUACUCACUAUGCGAUGAAAAGUGGUAUGCUUGCUGCAGAAAGUAUCUUUGAGGCACUUGAUGAAACAUCGGAAACAACAGGCAUUGAACCAAAAUCUUAUGAGGAUAAAAUUAAGAAUAGUUGGAUUUGGUCAGAUUUAAAAAGUGUAAGAAAUAUACGCCCAUCAUUCCAUAAUCCACUGGGAUUAUAUGGAGGGUUAAUGUACUCUGGCUUCAGUUUGGUGAUUGGAGGCCGAGAACCAUGGACAUUCAGUCAUGGAGAUCCUGACUGGAAACGACUGAAACCAGCUUCAGAAUGCAAGCCUGUGGAGUACCCUAAACCAGACGGUGAAGUGAGUUUUGACUUGCUAACAUCAGUAGCUCUGACUGGAACAAAUCAUGAAGGUGACCAACCACCACACCUGACACUGCGUGAUGAUACAGUGCCUGUUAAACGAAAUCUUGCCAUUUUUGAUGGUCCUGAGGGUCGCUUUUGUCCAGCAGGAGUGUAUGAAUUUGUUCCACUUGAAGAUGGCACUGGGCAGAGAUUGCAGAUAAAUGCACAAAACUGCAUCCACUGCAAAACUUGUGACAUUAAAGACCCAAGCCAGAACAUCAAUUGGGUGGUACCAGAAGGUGGUGGUGGACCAGCCUAUGAUGGAAUGUAAAUGCAGAGUACCACAUGGCAUCAUGCAGAGUCAGCAUCUUUUCAUCAAAGAUUACUGGUUAUCCAGUUAAAAUAAAUCACAUGCCUAUGUUUUUUUAUUUAUCUGAAAUUUUUUUCAUUGUUU
Schistocerca cancellata (South American locust) is the source of this 2360-nucleotide messenger RNA. It is a transcript of the gene Etf-QO, whose product is annotated as electron transfer flavoprotein-ubiquinone oxidoreductase, mitochondrial. Gene Ontology annotation, biological process: electron transport chain. The record is from RefSeq and is a predicted model, not a curated record. The coding region runs from base 429 to 2237 and encodes 602 amino acids. Gene Ontology annotation, cellular component: mitochondrial inner membrane. The transcript has 11 exons. NCBI's taxonomy places the organism in Eukaryota, Metazoa, Arthropoda, Insecta, Orthoptera, Acrididae. Gene Ontology annotation, molecular function: electron-transferring-flavoprotein dehydrogenase activity; iron-sulfur cluster binding.